Messenger RNA from Amphiprion ocellaris (clown anemonefish), 2247 nucleotides. RefSeq names its product SH3 and SYLF domain containing 1 (gene sh3yl1). Lineage: Eukaryota; Metazoa; Chordata; Actinopteri; Pomacentridae. The coding region runs from base 140 to 1192 and encodes 350 amino acids. Gene Ontology annotation, molecular function: protein binding; phosphatidylinositol binding. The transcript has 11 exons. Gene Ontology annotation, cellular component: ruffle membrane. The record is from RefSeq and is a predicted model, not a curated record.
CUCCCGCGGCUGUGAGCUCGCGCAGUUUGCGGCUGCUCCGAGAGUCAGGUGAGGCGGAAGUGAAGAGGAGCGGAGAGAGGCUCGCGCGGCUCACCUGUCGGCAGGUAGACAUCUAGAGGAGCAGCAGGGGAAGGAGAACAUGAGCAACCCCAUCCCGUCCAACCUCAAGUCCGAGGCCAAGAAAGCCGCCAAGAUCCUGAGAGAGUUCACCGAGAUCUCCAACCGGAACGGACCGGACAAGCUCAUCCCCGCUCAUGUCAUCGCCAAGGCCGAGGGUUUGGCCAUCAUCUCCGUCAUCAAGGCCGGGUUCAUGAUCACCGCCAGAGGAGGCAGCGGCAUCGUCAUCGCCAGACUCCCCGACAGACGGUGGUCGGCACCUUCGGCCAUCGGCAUCGCUGGUCUGGGCGGAGGCUUCGAGAUCGGCGUGGAGGUAUCUGACCUGGUGAUCAUCCUGAACCAGCGCCGGGCCAUCGAGGCGUUCACAAAGGGCGGGAACCUGACGCUGGGUGGGAACUGCACGGUGGCGGUGGGGCCGAUGGGCCGGAACGUGGAGGCUGACGUGGCUCUGCGCAGCACGGCGGCAGUCUUCACCUACUGCAGGUCCAGAGGGUUGUUUGCUGGGAUUUCUCUGGAGGGAUCCUACCUGAUCGAACGCAAAGAGACCAACCGCAAGUUCUAUGGCCAGGACAUCCGAGCGUCGGCCAUUCUGAACGGAGACGUGGAGCUGCCGUCGGAGUGCUACGACCUCUACCACAUCCUGGAUGCCUACGCCGAGGCCUACACCGCAGACUGGACCAGCAAGAACCCCAGGGUGAAGUCGGUUCCUCCGUCCAGACCUCCAGCUCCUCCACAGCAGAGACCUCCCAGCAGCUUCCAGCAGCCGGCCGCCGGAGCAGCAAGCAAAAACUCCCUCUACCCGAGCAUCUCCAUCUACAAAUCUGAAACCCCUGGUCAGUUCGUCUCCAGAAAUUCUCAGAACUCCAGUGGAGCGUCGUCAGUGGGCGGAGCAACCGGCCAGCUGGUCGUCACGGCAACCCACCCGUUCACGGGGCAGCAGCCCGGCGACCUGAGCUUCGUCCCCGGCGACCGGAUCACCGUCAUCACCAAGACCGAGUCCCAGUACGACUGGUGGGAGGGCCGGCUGGAGGACGGACGCGUCGGCAUCUUCCCCGCAAACUUUGUCUCAUUCUGACAGCGUGGCCCGGUGGAGGAACUGCAGCCGAACAAAUACCAAACAAACACCGCAAGACUUCUGGUAACGAGUUUAAGAUUUAAAACUAAAUUCACCUGCAUCUGUUGAGAGAAUUAUUUAGUAGAUUUAGUUGUUAUCAUUGAAGAAAAACACAUUUUUUAAAAUCAUUAUUUACAAAAAUUUGUUUAAAACAGUAAAUGUUCACGAGUUUCUAAACAAAGCCUUAAAUAUUGCCUGAAAGUGUGUAAAUAUUUGCAUGAAUUAACAAACGUGAUGCUAAUUAUUCACUAAAACUUCUAGUAGAUGGUUGUAAAUGUGAUCAUUUCUAGGUUGGAGACAAAACACAUUUGAUGGAGUUUUUAAUGUUACAGACCAAAUCCACAGGUGACAAAUUUAGUCAUUUCCUAGAAAGAACCAUGUAAUUUGGUACAAAAUUCAGAGACAUUUUGAGUUACAGCUUCAAUUAAACCAAAGCAAAUAUUGUUAUUAUAAAUUUACCACCAGAAACAUCACUUUGUCAUUUAUUACUAAUUUAAUAGAGCUGUAUUUACACAGAUCUGACAUUUCUACAUAUUCAGUACCAACCAGAAGACUCUGGAGCUACGUUAGCUUCAAAAGAAUCAGAUUACAUUUAGUUAUUUCUGAUGUUAGUUCAUUUAAAACCAACAGUUUCACUUGGAUUUAGUUACGUUAAUAUUAAAAAAGAUGCAAAAAGCUGAAAAUAUUUCAACUUCACAACAAAGUUCACAGCUGUUUGUUAUUUACAAAUGAUGAUGACAUAAAGACGUUUACAGCCUGAUGAAGGUUUCUGGAGAGAAUUUACCUUAAAUAUCAGAGAAAAUAUUCUCUUUUUCUUUCCUGUAUUUUCAGAUAUGUUGACAUAAAACAGUAUUUCAGUCUUCUGUUACCUUUAAAAAGUUGUUUAUUGACUCUUUUCUCUGUAGUUUUUAUGUAACAGUGGUUUUUAAAUGGCAGUGGGACUAUUCUGUCAUGAAAACAAUAAUGUGGUGUUUGGGGGAUGUUUGGAGAUCACGAAUAAAUCAAAUUUAUGAAAA